Lathyrus sativus (Indian pea) is the source of this 648-nucleotide messenger RNA. The record is from the annotation of a GenBank genome assembly. Lineage: Eukaryota; Viridiplantae; Streptophyta; Magnoliopsida; Fabales; Fabaceae.
AUGAUGCAGCUUGAUCUCCAAAAAGCCUAUGAUAUGGUAAAUUGGCAAGCCCUGGAGUGUAUUUUGAGGGAGAUUGAUUUACCUAGAAGAUUUGUUGGUUGGAUCAUGAAAGCCACAACUACUGUCAGUUACAGAUUCAAUGUAAAUGGUGAGUUUACUGAUGUUCUGCAGGCAAAGAGAGGCAUUAGACAAGGGGACCCUAUCUCCCCUAUGAUAUUUGUCUCAAUGAUGGAAUACAUGAACAUGUUAAUGGUGAAAAUGCAGUUGAAUCCUAACUUUAACCAUCAUAUCAACUGUGAGAAAUUAGCUCUAACUCACCUAACAUUUGCUGAUGAUGUUUUGUUGUUCUGUAGAGGUGAUGUUGGUUCUGUUGAGCUUUCCCUUAAAAAGUUUUAUGAUUCCGCAGGUCUCAUUAUAAAUCCCAGCAAAUGUAAGCUGUUUUGUGGUGGUUUGGAUGCUUAUACCAUUCAGGAGAUCAAGAUUGUGUCUGGGUUUGAUGAGGGCCCUCUCCCAGUGAGAUACUUGGGUGUGCCUCUGCUCAGUAAAAAGCUGAAUGUGAGCCAUUACCUACCUCUGGUGGAGAGGAUUGUUUGUAGGAUUAGACAUUGGUCGGUAAGCUGCUUAGCGUUGCUGGUAGGAUUCAGUUAG